This is a messenger RNA of Aspergillus versicolor CBS 583.65, 2151 nucleotides long. Its product is annotated as TPR domain protein. Gene Ontology annotation, cellular component: intracellular anatomical structure. The record is from RefSeq and is a predicted model, not a curated record. Lineage: Eukaryota; Fungi; Ascomycota; Eurotiomycetes; Eurotiales; Aspergillaceae. Bases 379 to 2088 code for a protein of 569 amino acids. The transcript has a single exon. Gene Ontology annotation, molecular function: protein binding.
CGAUGGGGGUGAAUGGGGCGCUGCGGAGUGUGUUUGGGGCGGUGUUUCCGCUGUUUGCGAGGCAGAUGGUGCGGGCUCUGGGGGUGGCGAGGACGACGAGUAUCCUGGGUGCGGUCUGUGUGAUCUUGGUGCCGGUGCCGAUUUGCUUCUGGUAUUGGGGGGAGAGGAUUCGGGGGUGGUCUGUGGUCAAAUCGCUUUGAUAUCUGGCGUGGAUGCUUGGUUACUAAAGCGGCCUUUGAAUCGGUGUUUGAAAAUUGCUAGGCAAAUCUUGGUCUAUUUAUACUCCUCCAUCUCUCAUUAGCAUAUAUCUUCUGUCUAUUGCCUGUCUAUUGUGUCUAUUGCCUGUCUAUUUUGUCUAUUGCCUGCCUAUUCUAUUGUAUGAUGUCUUCUACCGUGUCCCCAUACUACGACCUGGGCACAUACACCCGCCAGAUCAGCACCAGCAGCGAGGCAGCGCAGAUCUGGUUUGACCGUGGCCUGGUCUGGUGCUACGCCUUCAACCACGGCGAGGGAUACAGAUGCUUCGAGCAGGCCAUCGCCCAUGACCGCAACUGCGCCAUGGCCUACUGGGGCCUCGCCUACGCAGCCGGGCCGAAUUACAACAAGGCAUGGGGCCUAUUCGAUCCAGCCGACCUCAAGAGCAGCAUGGAAACAUGCCACGACGCCAUUCACCACGCUAUCCAGCUGCUCGACACUGGCUCAGCUACUGCCACUCCGGCCGAGCGAGCCCUCAUCGAAGCCAUGCAGGCCCGCUACCCUGUUAACCACCCAGUAGACAACUACGACAGUAUCAACCACGCCUACGACCGCGCAAUGCAGGCCGCACACGAAAGAUUCCCUUCAGACCUUGACAUAAUGACCCUCUACGUCGACGCCAAAAUGCACAUCGCACAGCGGAAGAUGUUCCACAUCAAAACCGGCUUGCCCAUCGAGACCUCCCCCGUCUUCGACAUCCAGCACCUCUUCGCAGCAGGUCUCGCCCAUCCAGCCGCAGAAACACACCCGGGAAUCCUGCACUUCGCCAUCCACUUCUGGGAAAUGUCUGCCACGCCCGCCGUCGCCCUCCCGGCCGCUGAUAACCUGCGCCAUCUCGUCCCAGACGCAGGACACCUCCACCACAUGCCGACCCACCUCGACGUCCUGGUAGGUGACUACCGCCGCUCUGUAGACUCCAACACCGCCGCCGUGCGCGCAGACAACAAGUUCCUCGCCCGCAACGGCGCAAAGAACAUGUACAGCUUCUACCGGAUGCACAACUACCACUCCCUCAUCUACGCCGCCAUGCUAGCGGGCCAAUCCAAGCCGGCCCUGCGCGCGCUCGACCCCAUGGAAUCGUCCAUCACCGAGGACGUGCUGAGAGUCCAGUCCCCGCCUCUGGCAGACUGGCUUGAGUUCUUCGUCAAGUCCGUGCGCGUCCACGUCUACAUCCGCUUCGGGAUGUGGGAUGCCCUCAAAGCCCUCCCCGUCCCAGACGAGAACGUGCAGGAUCUCUACUGCGUCACGACCGCAAUGAUCUAUUACGGCCGGGCCAUUGCGCAUGCCGCAACGGGCGCCCUGGAACGUGCGGACGCUGAAAGGGCUCUGUAUCUCGCUGCUGUGCAGCGCGUUCCGGAGUCUAGGAGGGACCAUCCGAAUCGCGUUGUCGACAUCCUCAAGGUCGCGACGGCCAUGUUGGACGGGGAGAUCGAGUACCGCCGCGGGAAUUUCGGCCCUGCGUUUGAGGCCCUGCGGCGGGCGAUUCAGUUCGAUGAUGCGCUCUUAUAUACUGAGCCCUGGGGGUGGAUGGUCCCGACGAGACAUGCGUUUGCGGCGUUGUCGCUGGAGCAGGGGGAUGUGGAGGGUGCGUGCCAGGCGUAUGCGGAGGACUUGGGGCUUGAUCCGUCGAUUACGCGCGCGCACCAGCAUCCAGGGUCGGUGUGGGGGCUGCAUGGGUAUCAUGAGUGUUUGGUAAGGCUGGGAAGGAAUGGCGAGGCGGCAAUUAUCAAACAGCAAUUGGAUGUUGCGCUGGCUGUGGCAGACGUGGAGAUCCGGGCGUCUUGCUUUUGUCGGCUGGGCGUUUCGGAUACGAGGGAUGAGUGUUGUAAAUAGACAUUAACCUGCAAGGCUGUCUGUCAGUAAAAAUACAUUUUGCCCAUUCUCGGAACUUUGCAU